Molecule: messenger RNA, 5967 nt
Organism: Nycticebus coucang (slow loris)
Lineage: Eukaryota; Metazoa; Chordata; Mammalia; Primates; Lorisidae
Gene: POLK
Product: DNA polymerase kappa
Exons: 15
Coding region: 266-2872 (868 amino acids)
Biological process (GO): error-prone translesion synthesis
Cellular component (GO): nucleus
Molecular function (GO): DNA-directed DNA polymerase activity; damaged DNA binding
Source: RefSeq, a predicted model, not a curated record
UUCCCCCUCACCAUUCCCCUCCUCCUGCCCCUCACCAUCCUCACCCUCCCCCACUCCCUCUACCUCCCCCUCUCCUAUAACAAAGGGCCUACCGUAGACUUCCCCAAGAGUUCCACAGGAAAGAGCCUAACUCACCAGAACAUUCCAGCAAGCUGUGAAAUCUUCCUCCCCCUACACCCAGUAUAAAGAAGUCUCCAACUGCCCUUGGUACAGAUGUCAUCUUUGCCCAGAUAAUAAAGAGUCAUUUUAUCUUUAAGUUUACACCAUGGAUAGUACAAAAGAGAAGUAUGACAAUUGCAAAGAUGAUCUUCUGCUUAGGAUGGGACUUAAUGAUAAUAAAGCAGGAAUGGAAGGAUUAGACAAAGAGAAAAUUAACAAAAUCAUAAUGGAAGCCACAAAGGGAUCUAGAUUUUAUGUAAAUGAGCUCAAAAAGGAAAAGCAAGUCAACCAACGAAUUGAAAAUAUGAUUCAACAAAAAGCCAAAAUUACCAGCCAGCAGCUAUGGAAAGCUCAAGUACAGGUUGACAGAUUUGCAAUGGAAUUAGAACAGAGUCGGGAUUUGAACAAUACCAUAGUACAUAUUGACAUGGAUGCUUUCUAUGCAGCUGUAGAAAUGAGGGACAAUCCAGAAUUGAAGGACAAACCCAUUGCUGUAGGAUCAGUGAGUAUGUUGUCUACUUCAAAUUACCAUGCAAGGAGGUUUGGAGUUCGUGCAGCCAUGCCAGGAUUUAUUGCGAAGAGACUCUGCCCACAACUUAUUAUAGUACCCCCAAACUUUGACAAAUACCGAGCUGUGAGUAAAGAGGUUAAGGAAAUACUUGCUGAUUAUGAUCCCAAUUUUAUGGCCACAAGUCUUGAUGAAGCUUACUUGAAUAUAACAAAGCACUUACAGGAAAGACAAAACUGGCCUGAUGACAAAAGAAGGUAUUUCAUCAGAAACUCUGUAGAAAAUGAUAAACCAGGAAAUAAAGUUAAUAAACUGAACGAGCAUGAACGAUCCAUCUCUCCACUACUUUUUGAAGACAGUCUUCCUGAUUUGCAGCCCUCAGGAAAUCCUUUCCAAAUGAACUUUGAAGAACAAAAUAAUCCUCAAAUACUCCAAAACUUGGUUGUUUUUGGAACAUCGGCUGAGGAAGUGGUAAAGGAAAUUCGUUUCAGAAUCGAGCAAAAAACAAAACUGACAGCCAGUGCAGGCAUUGCUCCAAAUACAAUGUUAGCAAAAAUAUGCAGUGAUAAGCAUAAGCCAAAUGGACAAUACCAAAUUCUUCCCAACAGAGAAGCUGUGAUGGACUUUAUCAAGGACUUACCCAUUAGAAAGGUUUCUGGAGUAGGAAAAGUUACAGAGAAAAUGUUAAAGGCUCUUGGAAUUAUUACUUGCACAGAGCUCUACCAACAGAGGGCAUUGCUUUCUCUCCUUUUUCCUGAAACAUCUUGGCAUUAUUUCCUUCAUAUCUCCCUGGGAUUAGGUUCAACGUACCUGGAAAGGGAUGGAGAGAGAAAAAGUAUGAGCGUUGAGAGGACAUUCAGUGAGAUAAAUAAAGCAGAAGAACAGUAUAGCUUGUGCCAGGAACUUUGCAGUGAACUUGCUCAAGAUCUGCAGAAGGAAGGACUUAAGGGUAGAACUGUUACCAUUAAGCUGAAGAAUGUGAAUUUUGAAGUAAAGACUCGUGCAUCUACAGUUUCAUCUGUUGUUUCUACUACAGAAGAAAUAUUUGCUAUUGCUAAGGAGUUGCUAAGAACAGAAAUUGAUGCUGAUUUUCCACGUCCCUUGAGAUUAAGACUUAUGGGUGUUCGGAUAUCUAGUUUUCCCAAUGAAGAAGACAAGAAACAACAACAGAAGAGCAUUAUUGGCUUCUUACAGGCUGGAAACCAAUCCCUGUCAGCCACUAACUGUAUACUAAAAAAAACUGACAAAGAUCAGUUUGUAAAACCUCUAGAAAUAUCUCGAAAGGAGAGUUUCUUUGAUAAAAAACGAUCAGAAAGGAAAUUGAGCCACCAAGACACAUUUAAAGAAACCAUGAAUAAACAAAGCCUACAGAAAUCACAACCAUUCCAGGUUUUAAAAAAGAUGAGUGAGAAUUUAGAAACAUCGGAGAAUUCAGAUAACUGUCAAAUAUUUACCUGUCCUGUUUGCUUUAGGGAGCAAAGACUCAUUAGCCUGGAAGACUUUAAUAAACAUGUAGAUGCAUGUCUUGAUGGACCUUCUUCAGUCAGUGAAAAUGCCAAAAUGUCCUCAUGUUCACAUGCUUCCUCUACUGAAGUUAACAAGGAAGAAAAUGUACAUUAUUCUUUUUCACUUUGUGAGAAGCAAAAUUACGAAGCCCAUCAGAAAAACAGAGAAAUCACUUUAGCAGACUGUGUAGAUUUGGAGGGUGCAUUAGAUAGUUCAUCUAAAGUAGAAUGUGCAGAUACUUUAAGUAAUAAUCUCAGCAAAGAGAACUGUCCUAGUCUUCCAAGGAAGUCUUUUAAUAUUGAAAAUGAUCUUCAGAAUUCUUGUACUGUUUCACUGGAAAAUGAAGACAUUGGAUUAUUAAGGAGGCAAGAAUCCCACCAACCUUAUUCAUAUGAAGUAAUAACAGGCCAAACUCUGAUUUGUCCUGUUUGUAAUCUAGAACAAAAGACUUCAGAUCUUACCCUGUUCAAUGAACAUGUGGAUAUUUGCUUAAAUAAAGGUAUUAUCCAAGAACUAAGAAAGGAUAAAGUUAAUGCAGUUAAUCAAUGCAAAGAAAGUUCCAGAAGUACUGGUAUCUCCAGCAGAGUACAGAAGACUGUAACAAUAACAAAAAGGCCAGGACUGAUGUCGAAGCACUCAGCAUCAAAGAAAAUAAAACCAAACAAUUCAAAACAUACUCUUGAUACAUUUUUUAAAUGAACAUUGGACAUUUCAUCAUUUAUUUUUAAUUGAAACUUUUUUUAAUAAUCAAUGAAUUUAUUUUUCCUCUUUAAGUUUACAGGUUUAUAUAGUGAGGCAAGUACAAUAAUCUUUUUAAAAAUUACAUUGCUUUUCUAAGAAUUUGGAAUAUAUACUAAUUUACUUCUGUGUAUCUUUUUCUUAACUAUGAGAAUUCUGCUUCCAUGGUACAUCAAUUGGAAAUCAAUCUUGUUAGAGAUGAUUUUAAAAAGAAGAAUUAGGAAUAGAAUCAGAAAGUGAUUUCUUUUUUUUUGUAGUAAAUAUAAAAACAUUUUUAUAAGGGCUCUCAGAGACUCGCAAACCUAUUUUAGCAUAAGAAUUUUUUAGCACUUUAACCAUUUUGCUGGUAUUGGACUGCUAUAUUUGAUCCUAGUAUCUUUAGAUACCUCAUAAGCAUUCAUAAUGAUCAUAAGUUCUAUGAAAAAAAUUAGCUUAACUAGUAAGAGAGGUUUUGUUACCUGUGUAAAAAGGCUGUUUGCUUAAAAUAAUGAUUAUUCUUUUGAUUUUUCUUAUUUAAGAUUCCUUUAUGGCUUCAGCAACACUGCAAAGUCAAGUGACUGCACUAUCAGUUUCCUUACUCAUGAAAAAAAAGAUUCCUUUAUAUAAUGAAUAAGCACUUGAUUCACUUUAAAAAAAUAUUUAUUCUAAGAUUCCAAGUAAUUUUUUUAUAUAUAUAGAGGACUUUUAAAUGACAGUAUUUCAUUUUUUGGCAACUAUGUUGAUACUUUCCACAAAUCUUUAAAGGAUAAAUUGCACAGUCAACUUUUAUGUUACUCUUCAAGAGGAAACUGUGCAAUUACAAAGCUUAACGUGUAUAUUAAAACAUCUCCGUUACAUUUCUAUCAACAUUUUUUGCUAAUAUUUGUGAAUGAAGGCAAUUUAAUAGUAGUUAGCUUAAGUAGUUGUUCUAGACACUUUUGUGCUAUGAAUGAGUUUUUAUCAAAAAACAAUUAAUUGGAACAUUAAGAUGGAAGCUUUUUUCAGUUACUACUUUAAGGAACUGAAUCUUUUGUUAUUUUAUUUUAUUUAUUUUUUGAAACAGAGCAUCACUUAGUUGCCCUAGGGUAAAGUGUUGUGGCAUCAUAGCUCACAGCAAACUCAAACUCUUGGACUCAAGCUAUCCUCUUGCCUCAGCCUUCCAAGUAGCUGGGACUACAGGCACCCACCACAACGCCCAGCUGUUUUUAGAGAUCUGGCUUGGGCUGGUCUCGAACUCCUGAGUUCAGGCAAUCUACCUGUCUUGGCCUCCCAGAGUUCUAGGAUUAUAGGCGUGACCACCACACCUGGCCUUCUCAUAUAUUUUUGUUUUCUUUUUUUCCAUUUUUCAUAUCAUAGCUCAUUAUCUUGAUAUGUAUUUUAUAUAUUAUAAUAUUUUAGUGAUAGCUUAAUUAAGGUCUUUUAGACUUUGGUAAGGCAAUAACUUCAUUUUUAAUUACUAUUUGAAAUUAGGCUUAAUGCUUAUUAGCAUGCCUGUCUGAUGCCUGAUGUUAUUAUAUACUGUGAUGAAUACAAAAUUGUAGUAUUAUGGUUCUUGAUUAUGUGAUUUACUCAUGUAAAAUCUGUAUAAAAUUAAGUUCAAUGAAAAACCAGCUUAAUGUACUAAAAGUUAGAUGAAAUCAUAUUUAUUUUCUGUCUUGCCUCAAGUUUAUUUUUAUUUAUUUAUUUUUUUGCAGUUUUUGCAAAAAAAAUUGGGUUUGAACCCGCCACCUCCAGCAUAUGGGGCCGGUGCCCUACUCCUUUGAGCCACAAGCACCACCCUCAAGUUUAUUUUUAUUGUUUCAGCAUUAAUACAUACUGAAUUAUCUUCAUUUAGAGGAUUCAUUUAUGCAUAUUAUCAUUUAGUAACAUUUCAUAAUUUAAAAUAAAAUUUAAAUUUUUUAAUUUAUCGAUUAGGCAAUAGAGAUGAUUUCCUUACUUUUUUAUUCUCCCCUCUGCUGAUGCUUUCACUCUUGUUUUCUCUGCCCAAAAUUCUCUUUACUAUCUGUUUUGUCUAAUCUAUCCAGCCCAUUUUCUUUUUAUUUUGAUUUGGUGCAUUUUUUUAAAAUACAGCAAAACGAUGAAGAAAAGUAAUAAGCACAAUAUCUUACCUACUUAGAGGGUCAAAAUAUUAAAAAAAAAAAAACACCUAGGAGAACAUAUUUUUAACACAUAACUGGUAAAAAGAAAAAGAAAAACUAGUGUCUGGAAUAUAUAUGAAUCAGUAAGAAAAAUGAGAGAAUAUUCUCUAAGAGUAAACAAUCCCAUCUACCGCUGAGCAAGAGACACGAAAAGAACCUUCUCUGAUGAAAACAGGUGAAUGGCUAACCAACAUUUGAAAUAAUGCUCAUCACCCCUGAUUAUCAGAGAAAUGCAAAUCAAAACCACCCUGAAAUUUCACCUAACCCCAGUGAGAAUGGCCCACAUUACAAAGUCUCAAAACGACAGAUGCUGGCGUGGAUGUGAGGAGAAGGGAACACUAUUUACACUGCUGGUGGGACUACAAGGUAAUACAAUCUUUUUGGAAGGAAGUAUGGAGAAUCCUCAACUCAAAUUAGACCUCCCAUUUGAUCCUGCAAUCCCAUUACUAGGCAUCUACCCAGAAGAAAAAAAAAAUUAUUGUAAGGACUUUUGCACUAGACUGUUUAUCGCAGCUCAAUUUAUAAUCACCAAAAUGUGGAAAUGGCCUAAAUGCCCACCAACCCAGGAAUUAAUUUAACAAGCUGUGAUGUAUGUACCAUGGAAUGCUAUUCAGCCAUUAAAAAAGAUGGAGACUUUACAUCUUUUGUAUUAACCUGGGUGGAAGUGGAACACAUUCUUCUUAGUAAAUUAUCACAAGAAUGGAGAAGCAAGAAUCCAAUGUACUCAAUUCUAAUAUGAAGGCAGUAGAUGAGCUAAUACAAGGGGUGGGGUAGGGGAAUUGAGGGAUCAAGGAGAGGGGAGGAGGGAAAGUCAUGGGAACAGCACAGUGUAUGGCACAUUGCUUGGGGGUGGGACACAAUUACAAGAGGGACUUUACCUAAUAAAUGCAAUCAGUGUAAUUCUUUGUACCCUCAAUGAAUCCCCAAAAAAAAGAAAAA